Molecule: messenger RNA, 713 nt
Organism: Gadus chalcogrammus (walleye pollock)
Lineage: Eukaryota; Metazoa; Chordata; Actinopteri; Gadiformes; Gadidae
Product: transcobalamin-1-like
Exons: 4
Coding region: 55-462 (135 amino acids)
Biological process (GO): cobalamin transport
Molecular function (GO): cobalamin binding
Source: RefSeq, a predicted model, not a curated record
UGGCUCAGGUGGGUAUUAAGGAGAUUGCCGCAGGUGUAGAAGUCGUCCCUCAGAAUGGCCUCCUCAGCUCUGCUCUCGUUUCUCCUGCUGCUCUCUCUCUCAGGGAUCCUCGCCCAAAAUGGAGGCCAGCUGCCCUUCAACCUGGUGGUGGUGAACAACCAACCCAACAGCAAACCAAUGAUGUACUCCGCACAUGCCCCGCCCGGAGGUGUUCUGAUCGGGGCCAUGACCAAGCUCGCCAAGGCAACCAACUCACACUUUAGCUUCACCUCCUCAAAGAACGUUGACUACGGAGCGUUCCUGGUGAGCGUCAACGGUUUGUCUGGGAACGACCAAGACCGGACAUACUGGGAGCUGCUGAUUAAGGGAGCAAACAAAGUCCUUAUCACAGCUGAUGUUGGCAUCAGCUGUUACAUUCCUCAAGCCAAUGAGACGGUUAUACUGAAUUAUACAAAGUGGUAGACAGAGAUCCCCUCUCUGGAUUACUAGCAGCCUAUUCCAUGCAGAAAACAGGAUCCUGGAAACAAUAAUCAAUAAUCAGUUGAUUCACUUGAUGCCUAUUAUCAAGACAACUGGCCUCUGGCACAAAUCGUGCCUUAGAUUGGAUUAACAAAGACUACUGCCGAGGGAAGCACCUGAAAGAUUCUCUCAAAGUCAUCAUGAAUAAAACAAAUUUUCCUCCACGCCUUUGCAGAUUAUUUUGAAUGUUAUUU